AUGGCCUGUGGCGGCGGACGGAGGUACGUUGUUGUAGGCAGUCACAACGCAAGACUGGAUCCCAGCUCAGUGACAGACGACUACUGGGUUUGGGUACGCAAUCCCGCCCACCUCGGGGUCACGUACGGUAAGUGGCUCGUGUUCGGGCGGAAGGGAAGCGUGCUGGACUCCAAGUGGCACAAGAUUCAUCCGCUGGUCAGCUCAGGCGCACUGGGAGCCACGGGAGCAAAGUGUUCUACCGACCUCUCCACUGGAACUUCGGCAGACGACGGUCGGGGAGUGAUCUGCGUGUACACCACUCGAGAAAUGCGAGACGAGGUUGGGUCGAGGCUGAUAGAGGAGGUGAGGGAGACCAUCAGGUACAAGAGUGACGAGGCAACUCUCGCAGGACUGUAUGUUUCCCGUGGCCACAAGGGCGUGUGCGAGAAAACCUUGUUGUACUGGCAAAAGUGACACAAACAUCAAAUUGUGAUUGCCUACUAAUUAGCUGUCAUACUCAUAUCACUUUCAAGUCGUCAUAAUCAUCAGGAAUUGGGUUUUCACAAACUUUCAUGAAUACAUAAAACUAUUAUCAAAGUUUCUUCUCAACUGAA
This is a messenger RNA of Geodia barretti, 593 nucleotides long. The record is from the annotation of a GenBank genome assembly. Lineage: Eukaryota; Metazoa; Porifera; Demospongiae; Tetractinellida; Geodiidae.